GGGGCGGCGGUGCCGGGUUACAGCGGUUGUAACCGGAGACGGGCCCCGCGUAACCCGGCACCGCGGUUGCGGGAGCGAGGGUAGGGGCCAUUCGGCUGCGUGGGGGUGAGGCGCCAGUCGUGCGCGGGGAAAGCAGGACGAGCCGCGGGGAUAGCAAUAGGGCCCCGGGCCGGUCGGCGCAGCCUCCCCGCUGCCUCGAGAAAAGCUGGGAAAAUCUGAUACAUGCAGUAAUGCAAAAGCUGACACAAAAUGUACAUGAAAACUGACAGUCAGUGAAAUUCUUAUGGCAUAUUAUCAAAGUGGACCAACCAGGAAGGGUAAAAGCAAGCUAUCUGACUGGAUGAAAAACCCAGCAAAUAACAUAGUCUUAGACAAGUGUGACUAUUCUGGGGAUGCAACUGAUGAGGAGCAAGAAGACUUACCUUAUGAUGGAGACUUGGAAAGAACCUACAAACACAUCAGUGAUUCAGAUAACUUGAAGGAUUGUACACUUAUCGAAAAGAAAUCUGAUAAUUGUUUACAGUUAACCUAUUCAGAAGUUAGCAACCGUUUAAAAGAGACGAAUUAUAAAAUGCAACAAGUACCUCAAGAAAAGGUGUUUCCUUACCAUCCACCUGCUACAAGGGCAAGUGGAAUUAAAACUGAAAUGACAAGAGAUGCUCUAGUGAGUGGAACAUCUUUUGAGAAGGAAUUAACAGUUGGAGUGUUCAGUAUCCCAGUUAGAAAUGAACAUUUCGCCAACUCAAAAAUUUCUGAUGUUCUUUUGCGUCAUUUUUCCAAAGAUGAGCUAUUGAGUGCAAACCAUUUAAUUGAUUGUGAGACUAUCCCAGAGACCUCUCUUACUGAAAGUGUUGAUGAAGCUAUCCUGAAUAAAAUGAGGAUUUCAGAAUGCACUAAGCCCACUUUACCAGCAGAAGCACAGGCAAAGUCCUUUGAAGAUUAUAAUUUCCUAAAGCAAGAAAAAAUAUUUGAAGCUGUUCACAGAGAUAACAAUUUACUAGAUGAAAAUAAAUUUGUUAUAGAAAAGGGAGCUACUUCUUAUUUUGAUGAGGGAGAGCUUAUACAGAAGAAUUCUGAAUCAGUUACUGGGACUGAGGAUACAAACAGCUUUCAAAACACAGGAAAAGAGCAUGCGUAUCAAAAAAGUCUGUUUGAGAGAACAGUGUCAUCCCAUGCAUUUAAAUAUGGCCAAGGCCAAGUUCAUUAUUGCCUUCCUGAUGUUUCUAAAGUUGCUUCAAAAGUUAAAACACCAAAAGGAAAUAACAAUAAAUCAAUUCCCAUAAUAAAAAACCCGAAAUCCUCCCCCAAUUUGCUUGUGAAAUCAUCAGUUGUGAAAGAUGUUUUAGAAACUAUGAAUUAUUUUGAUUCUAGUGAAGUAAAGAUUCAAGAAAAGGAAAUGUGUAUUCCUGAACUAGGGCAACAGCUAGAGAUGCUGACAAAACAGGCCGAAACUCAGAAUCAUAUUGAUCACCUGAGAUUUGAUUAUAAGAGAUAUCCUCCUGCAGGGUCUCCUAAUCCAAACUUUGCCAUUCACUCAGGAGGAUUACAAUCUGGGAGAAUUAUCACAGCAUUACCAUCACCUGGUGCAGCAGGAGAAAUGUGUUUAAAUCUUAACUUGUUGCAAAAAACAACAGAAGGAGAAAAGAUGUCUCAAAUGCUAAAGGAACAAACAGAACAACUGAGAGCUGAAGUUGAAGAUUUUUAUAAACAUGUAACACAGGCCCCAUCUUCACAAGAUCAUUGUCUGGUGUUAAAGCAAUUAAAGGGAUACCUUGAUGCAUUGGAACGGAAAUAUGUAGCCACUAGAGAGGAACAUCGUGGUUUACAGCUACAGAAUUACAAGCACAACCCCAUAAGUGUGGGCGAGUUUGAUCCUGACAGAAAAGUAGAGGGAGAAAUAUUUAGGCUUGGAAUGCUGCUUGAAGAUGUGCAAGAGAAAAUGGAUGAUAACUUGUACAGUCGAUGUUCCUCUUCACAGAUAAGGCUUCUAACAUCUCCUUCACUCUCUGCAUGUGAAUCUGUGAUUUCAUCUUGUUCUGUUCUUCCUGAGAGCGAAUUAGUCUCAAGCAUUAGUGAUCCUCCAGGAAGGACAGCUACUGAAGUGAACUUCCUUGAUAAAAAGAAGGAUGAGAGCACAAAAAAAAGUUGGGCAACUGAGGUGACCCUAGAGAAAAACUGCCUGCUUUCUUUAUAUAAUGACAAUUGGGAUCCUUUCACUCAAGUUCAGUUAAGAUUACAAGAGAGAAAUGCAUCUGCCUAUGAAAAAGAUACUCAGCCUCUGGAAGAAGCCAGAUUACUAGCAAAUAAGAACUCUUCAGAUGUAAUGCGCUUCCUUACACCUGAGGAAGAAAAUGGGGUAAGAGGGCUAGAACUUCAUAGGCAGCCUAUGUUAAGUCACAACCAUACUACCGAUCAAGGAAAAAACGAAGGGCAAAUGAAAUCUCCAUCUAAAGCCAAGCUUUCAAAUGUGUGUAAUAUGGAGCACAACAUUCUUCAUCUAAAAGUGCUGCAAGAGCAAGGAAAUUUAGUCCAUCCCUCAAAUCACUGUUUUCAUAAAAUAGUAGAAAACUGUCCAGAUGAAUACGAUAAUACCAUACAUCCCAGAUUGAAAACACAAAUGUCAAAUAAGGCAAACAGAAUACCUCGCUCUUAUGUUAAGAAAAGUAAAAACAUGGAGAACAGAAAAACCGACGGCAGAAAGUCAGUAAGCAGACAGCAUUCAGCCUUCAUUCAGGAAAAAGCAAUGGAUUUAGAUUUAUCAGAUACUAAUCUGAGCAGUGAUUCAGAAGACAUCUCAUACUGUGUUUCUUACGUUAAUUCACCAAGUGAUGACUUUAUGGAACAGAAGACUAAAAGUUAUAAGCCACACCAAACCAAAGGUUUCAGAUACAACACAGGAAGCAGAGAUUGGUUUAAAUGUGGGAGCUGCAAAGAAUCUAUUCAGUCCUGUGCCAUGUGUAGAAACAAAAAUCUCAGCUCACCUCGUGGAGGACCGUUGGAAUCUCUUUACUAGUCAUAGAAGAGGAAGCUAUUAAAGACACUGGUCAGACUUCUGCAGUUUAUAAACCCCACAAAUAAUAAUGGAGGGAAAGGAUUAAUGAAUAAAAGACUAAUUAAAAGAGCAUGGAAAGAACAAAAUAUAUUACCUCUAGACACAAUCUGGGCUUUUAAGAAAAACAGCAACGAUUGCAAGAGUCUUAACAUCUUGAAUUGGCAGAUAAAACUUUUUCUAGGUAUUUUUGUUGUUAUUUAUUAAUUCAAUGGGUAAAGCAGAGGAGAUGCUUUUUGUACUGCUCCCCAUGACUGAUUAGAAAAACAGUUAGUUUAAUAAAUGUUAUGUCACAGAACAAUCCCCAAAGCAGAGGCUGUAGGAUAGCACUUAAAAAAAAAAAUCUAUCACUGUUUUUACCAAGUGAAAUACUAACUGUGCAACUCUGCAGAGACACAGUUGGUCCAGGGAAAAAAAAACAAAACUUUUCAUUUCUAGCAGUGGAAACUUCUGAGAAAUGUCCAUUCCUAGAAAUGUUUCCAAAAGAAGAAACAAGAGAGGUAUUUAGCCUGUAAUUGUCUCCCUUUCCCUGCUCCUUGCACCUUCCCAAGACCAGGUCUGAGAGGGGAGCGAGGAUGGGGACAAGUCUGUUCCCCAGUCCAACUGCUUCUGGGAGGGCUCUCUUAGCCUUAUAGGCUUUUAGGGCAUUUAUACACAUGCUCUAGGAGGAGGGAGGGGGUACUUCAAUUAGAGCGGGAACGCUGAUACACAUGACACUGGAGUCUGCUGAAGCAUGGUAAUUACAUUCCAGCAGACUC
Messenger RNA from Alligator sinensis (Chinese alligator), 3807 nucleotides. RefSeq names its product AKNA domain containing 1 (gene AKNAD1). The record is from RefSeq and is a predicted model, not a curated record. NCBI's taxonomy places the organism in Eukaryota, Metazoa, Chordata, Crocodylia, Alligatoridae. The transcript is spliced from 17 exons. Bases 284 to 3013 code for a protein of 909 amino acids.